This is a messenger RNA of Sporothrix schenckii 1099-18, 306 nucleotides long. RefSeq lists its product as uncharacterized. The coding region runs from base 1 to 306 and encodes 101 amino acids. Lineage: Eukaryota; Fungi; Ascomycota; Sordariomycetes; Ophiostomatales; Ophiostomataceae. The transcript has a single exon. The record is from RefSeq and is a predicted model, not a curated record.
AUGGUUGUGAACCUAGACAUAGACGUUGCCGGCCUGGGGCUCUACGUCUUCCACAACAUUUGCAUCGUGGCGGGCGGGCUCAGGACUCCCUGGCUCGCCGCCCAACAAGGUUCCUUGCGGUCGUAUAACGAGAGAGCUGUUCAGCGGGAUAUUGGCCGGCUUUAUAUCGCGGUGUGCGACCGGUGGUUCGAGCGCAUGGAGACAUCGAAGGGCGGAGAGCAGUUGGCAAAGGACUUGGGUGUUUUCGAACGUGGACAGAUCAGUGUACUUCUCGAGGUCACCUCCGGGAACAUACUUAAGCCUUAG